Messenger RNA from Cyclocybe aegerita, 456 nucleotides. Lineage: Eukaryota; Fungi; Basidiomycota; Agaricomycetes; Agaricales; Hemipholiotaceae. The record is from the annotation of a GenBank genome assembly.
AUGAUCGUUAACUCUGACGACGACAACAUGUCGAAGCAAGCAUUGCUUGAAGAUGUACCCCAGGAGAACCCUCCUUCAUACGAUUAUGCUACGGACGCAGGAAGUCCCCGUCCGAAGGACAGCAUACCCCACAAGGGUCCAGACAAUCAGCCGCUGAUAGUGCCGAACAUUGCUGGGCCAUCGUACACCUCCCAACCACUGCAGACGGCACCUCCGACAGUGUACAACUAUAUCAACCCUGUUACUGGGGAGAGGGUGGUGUCCCUGCUCCCACCAGGUCACCCCGAGAUGAUAUGCUUGCAGGCUGGAGCGCAUAUACCCCACACCCAGUACGGUUUGUUGGGUAUUCUUGCUGCGGUGUUUUGGUUCCCUCUGGGUAUCGGCCUUUGUCUCCUCGAUAAACGAGUGAGGUGCAAACGUUGCGGCCUGCUUAUCGAGGAAGGCUUGUGCAGUUAA